AUGCAGCGGCUGCGGUCUCGGUCCGGGUCUUCGUCACCCAAUGGCCGUCGCCGCAACAGGGGUCGAGACGGCAACCACGCCAGGGGGCCAUUGCAGGCCGAGCAGCCCACUUUGCCGUUAGGUUACCAAAUCAUGACCCAGAUGAGGAUCCGGAUCUCGGCUUGCCCUCGUGACGCCGAAAUCAAUACGAUAUACUCUGUACUGGCGUGUCACGAACUGAUUGCCGGUUUUCGUUCCCCCUCACCGCGGCACCUCGACAUAGACUUAAGAGCGGCGGAAGAUCAAGCCCUGUACGGGGCGGAGAAAGACAGCCACUUGGUGGCGAAAGGUUCGGCAAUACAGGCAGCAGUGGUGGUGACGGCCGCGCGGAACGGAUCGACGUGGACGACGCGGAACGUACCGUCGUCCGAGGACAGGGAAGCGCUCGCUGGCGGUCCAACUCCGAAUCGGGAAAGGAAAGAAGUUGACCAAGGGUUCGUCGGAGGCGAGGAACUUGAAUCCGAUGGGAUCGCCGUCCCUGAGACCGACUUAGAGUUGGACGGGACCACGAACGUCCCGCAACGACCCGAUUCCGGAUGUCAUGAAAUCGACCAAGAGGGAGGUGUGGAAGCGCACCCAGGACAGGAUGAUAGCCUCCCUUCGCCCCUCAAGGAAGGAGGAGAGGGUUGCAACGGCAUCGGACGAAGCAGUGCCGGGCUGGUCACUGGAGGAUUGGAUCCUCAACUGCCGAAUCAGCAGCAGAGUCCUACAAAAAGUGACGAGGAACACUUCGCUCAACAAGCCGAUGACUUGGAGAGAGGCGGAGGAGGAGGAGGAAAAGCAGGGUCUGUUAACCAACCACAUAUCCAAGAUGCUCGUCGCCACCAGGACGAAUCAGCGCAAGAGGGGUCCGACCCGACCGACUGCCUGGUGAAUCAGCACUGCGGCAAGGGAGCGGCGGAAGACGCUACCGACGCUGCUCAGGAAGAGGUUGAAUCGGUAAGCAAGCAGACGGACACCAUUUCUUCGACCUCCACGAUGGUUCAUGAACUUGAUCGCCCCGGUUCCAGAGAAGAGGAGGGGUCGCGCUUUGCCUUUACGCAAGACGAAGGGGAUAUGAACAGGGGGGAUACGAGGUGCAGCAAAACGUCAGCCCUUCCUCCCGCCACGGCGACAACGAAGCUUCAACGGCAUCCGCAAGCUGGCACGUGUGUGGGUCCCCCGACUGGUAGCAGUCCACUAUUUCGCGAUCCGGCGGGAGGGUUGGACAGGUCUCAGAAAGACUCCAAGGGAGGUUCAACCAGAAGCGCCGCACGCUACGCUACUCCGACUAGCACUGACAGGGGAAUAAUCAGAAGUCGAGGAUGCUAUGGAAACUACGACGGUGGCCGCUCGGGUGGAGUAAAUCAGAGGUCUUGCGAACGUACGGCCCGGACCUCGAAAGGUUCCGAAUCGGGUACCAAGAAGAAAGUGGCCGAGGCGCGAAGGGGCACCAAACGCCGAAGCACCGCCGACGUUACUCUCGAGCAGGUCAUCGACCACCACAUGGCGCGCCGCCGUUUGGAUGGUGCAGCAAACGGUCUUGACGGGUCCCGAGCGGGACCCCACUCACGUAUCGGGAACACCUCCUCCCAUAGUACGGGAGCAGGUACCGAUCGUCUCCGAGGCGAGAACCCACGUUCGAACGGGAAGCGGCCGUCGCCGUGCUCUGUUUCGGACGGUGCCACCCUUGUGGUGGCCGCCUGGUCAAGCGGGUGUAUCUUACCCCUCACGGAAGCGGCAGCGCCUCACAUGCGCCUGGUCGCGCCUCUGUUGGCCGGCGAACCCGAAGGACGACGAGUCGUCCUUCGUACGGCUGCCGCCGUCGCCACCGGUGCCGCGAAAUUGGCGCUGCCUCAACACCGCGUGGAGGUGACGGGAGUGUGGCAAAAUGGACUAUUGUUAGAACUGUGCCCGGCUCCACUCGUCGAAAGAGAGGAGGGAGAAGCUCCCGCGCCAUUGUCAGCACUUGCCGGUCGGCUACAGGCUGCUUUUGAUGAGAUAGUGGCGGUUGACCUCGAGUUCGACACGGUGCGGCUUUGCCACAGGGAGGCUUUGGAGAAGCUGGACAUCGGCUCGUCUUCGGAGGAGCUCCUCAAAUGGUGCAAUGAAGUCGACCAAGUACCCGGGAGCGGUGGCGAUUCUCUUGACCUGGUUGAGUUGAGAAAGGCGCUCGCGUGCCCGGACGGGUCGCCGUUCAUCGGCAUCAAACACGGGCAAUGGCCCUUGUUGCCCAGGACAGGUGUACUGGGGUGCUUCAGCGUGAGUAUUCACCCCAUGGUGCUCCCUCCGCCGGGGUCGACAAGAGGAGAAGGUUGCGCCCGCCAAGAACCUGCCGACUACCUCGCCUUGAGCUUCUCCGACUCGGCCGUAUUCAACACCAGCGGCUCGCCACGUGUUCUUCGUGGUGACGUUUAUCAGUCCAUCGGAUCUAGCGGCAGAUACACAGGUACCAGCUCACAAGGAUCAGCAUGCAACGCCAUCGGGUCCGACGCGGCCAUCACCGAUCUUUCACGGCUUAGCGGUAGUGCUCGACUCGAGUGCGUGUCGCCCACGUGUACUGCAGACAGUUCGACAUGGAGGGAUAUCACCGGUUUGAGGUGCGUAGCGGCGGUGAACAGGCUAGCCCUCGGCUCGCCGACGGACCUCGAGGGCGAGCUACUUCUAGCCGAAGGCUUGCACACAGACCAGUUGGUGAUCCUUGCGGGGCGUCAAGGAGCGUCAGCGGACGCGGUCGCCUCGCGCCUCUGUGUCGAGCUCGCUAUCAAGGGCAAGAGUCCGGCGGUGGUAAACACUCAGAACUACCGUUGUCCGGAGGCACCAGAGGCUCGCGCUGAAGCAUACAUGGGUCAGAGUCAACACCACGCCAGUUCCUCAGCAUCUGUGUCGAACCAGCAACUAGACUCGAGAGCGUUGGGCAGGGUUGUGGCUGCCCUUCUCGGGAAGGAUAAAGACGGGGGUGGUUUUCCCAGUGGGAAUAACAACAGUGGUGGGGCAGUAUCGGACGGAAACGCUGUUGCGGGGGCGAGGGCGACCUCGCGGGGGUGGCACGACAUUGUGGUCGUUCAUGGCUGCAGUGCUUUAGAUGCUGAGCUUCUGUCAAUGGAGGAUAUCGGUCUCCGCCCGGCGAAAGCUAUCAAAGUGUUUGUCGAUGUCGUGCCUCAGGUCAGUGUUGACAACGUGACCCCCGUCAACGGUGCCGACGUUCGGAUGUUAAGAGCCCUCCUCGCCGCAGGGGGAGGGUUUGCAAAGGCGGUGCAGGCAGAGGUUUUGGCCAACGCCGGCAGCGUCCGGAAUAUCGCCGAACGCUCGAACUUCGACGUAGCUAGCUUUCUCGAAGAAUGGCAUGUGACCGAGGAAAGAGAGCAGGGCCUCUGGUGGUCUUUCCAGGCAGCGGCGGAUGUCCAUAUGAACACAGCGCUUCCUUACGACCUGAACGUGCUUAAGCCACUAGUGGAGCCUCUUCUACGGUCUGUUCCUCCCCCGAUUGAGGGCAGCGAUGGCGGCGACGGAUGCCGUAGCUCAGCCUACGCCCUGUCGCGUUCGGUGCUACACAUGCUUCAGCUAUGUGAGGCUCUGCACGCUCAGUUGCCGGGGACAUCUGUACUCCACGAACUGAUCCGCCCCCGGCCCUCAUAG
Molecule: messenger RNA, 3657 nt
Organism: Ectocarpus siliculosus
Lineage: Eukaryota; Phaeophyceae; Ectocarpales; Ectocarpaceae
Source: the annotation of a GenBank genome assembly